Molecule: messenger RNA, 486 nt
Organism: Drepanopeziza brunnea f. sp. 'multigermtubi' MB_m1
Lineage: Eukaryota; Fungi; Ascomycota; Leotiomycetes; Helotiales; Drepanopezizaceae
Source: RefSeq, a predicted model, not a curated record
AUGGACCAACCCGACCGCCGCUACCACUGGUCGCAGCCCAUCAACAUCUGCAUCCCCCACGAAGUCCACAGCGUCACCCUCUCCGUCACCGCCGCGCAGAACUUCGCUUACACCAUGGGCGCGACCCUCCUCCUCUACAACGGCAAGGCCCAGACGCACGAGACCUUCACCGAGCUGGAGACGACCGCGACCGCCGGGCGCCAGCCGCUCCACCUCCGCGACCUCAUCCCGCCCUGUCUGGUCGAUCGGCCGGGCCUCCACCGACCCGUUCUCCGACUGCGGUUCGGCUUCCACCGGGCCCCCGCCGCCGGGCCGCGGGGAGAGGCCGGGGGCCUGGCGCGGGUGUCGCCGAAGACGCUGGUCGAGGUGCGGGUCGAGGAGCCGCUGUUUGGCGUGGGCGCGCUGACGGUCGGCGGGGAUGGGGAGGCUGGCGCCAGGCUGCCGGGUCGGUGUUUGCUGAGGCUUACGGUCUCGCCCGUGCUGUGA